Molecule: messenger RNA, 1356 nt
Organism: Hemibagrus wyckioides
Lineage: Eukaryota; Metazoa; Chordata; Actinopteri; Siluriformes; Bagridae
Exons: 13
Coding region: 1-1356 (451 amino acids)
Source: RefSeq, a predicted model, not a curated record
AUGAUGCAGGGUGAUUUGGAGGCCAGCAAAAUCCAUUUCCAGGACAUUAUCCGCAAGCAGUGUCUGGAGGAAAAUCAACUGCGUAAGGAGUGCAAGAAAUUGGAGGAGAAACUGCUUGUGCCUCAGAGUCAGCGGCUCAGGCAGGCUGACAUCCGCUGUGUCCAGCAGCUCCGGGCUCUCCUGAAGCGCCGCGACGAGCUCGACAAGUGUGUGGAAAAAGAGAGACUCAUUCAAAUCCAGAGUGUUCAGAAGAAACUGAAAGAGCAUAAGCGGAAGGCUCACGCUCGCCACACUGAAGAGGUCACUCACAAGCUGGAAAAUAAACUGGAACGCACUCUCAUUCGCCACAACAAGAAGGUGGUGAAGAAACAUCAGCUGAAAGAGGAGAUAGAGAAGCUGCAAAAGGACCAUGUUCAUUUCCAGCAGCUGCACCACUGUCAGCAUGAGGAGCUUCAGAAAGUCCAGCAGGAGAUUGCUGAACUCAUGACCAUGAUAGAGGAAGAACAUGAUGUCAGGGAGAAAAUACUGACAAAACUGGAGAAUUUGAAGGAGAAGAAUGAGAAGAAUAAGAAGAAACGGCUUCAACAAAUCGCUGAGGUGGAUGAGCUGAAGAGGCAGCUUGAAGUGGAGCAACGUCUUGAUAAGUUCAUAGAAACUAAGUGUCGUGAGAGGAAAGGACUGGAGGAGGCACAACUCAGACGCGAAAUGAAGAAGCAGCAGUUGAUCAAAUUAGAGAAUGAAGCAUUAGAGGACCUUUUCCGCCGGCUCAGGGAGGUGACCGGCGAGGAAGAUUUGGAAAUGCUCGUGACCAAAUGUUUACAGCGUGAAGAAAAGUUCAUCUUUUACUAUAGAUACCUUACUGAGCAAAGAAGAGAGAUUGAGGAUUUGAAAGCUGAAAUCAGAUCGACAAAAGAGGAGAUGGAGAAGUUGAGAGAUCGGAGAUCGGAAGAACCCCCCACCCUCAAUCAGCAGAGAGACAUUGAAUCUCAGAUCCAGGAACUCACUGAGAUCCUGGAUCAGCUUAAUACAGGGGUGAGCGACUUGUAUCAUGAGAUCGGUUGCGAUCCUCCGUUGGACAAAGUGCUCAGUUGUCCAGGUUGGCUUAAAGACUCCAGCCUUACAAUUCACCUGAGGCUACUGGCCCAGAAAACCAGUGAGCUGGUCGCUGUCCAGAAUUUCAUCAAAUUCAAGGAUCAGGAUCAGGAACUAGCUCAGGUGCCGGCUCUUGUCGUUCAGCCUCCUGCCGAGCAGCCUCUUGAAUUUAGUGAUAUGGAUCAAGUGAGUAUCCCCGAUUAUGACAAGCGACCUUUGACCCUGGAAGAACUUCGCCAGUUCGUUACGAAAAUGAAAAAGUGA